Messenger RNA from Penaeus chinensis, 1177 nucleotides. RefSeq names its product ATP-dependent RNA helicase A-like. The record is from RefSeq and is a predicted model, not a curated record. Bases 1 to 771 code for a protein of 256 amino acids. The transcript is spliced from 2 exons. NCBI's taxonomy places the organism in Eukaryota, Metazoa, Arthropoda, Malacostraca, Decapoda, Penaeidae.
AUGAAGCUCCUGGUCUUAAUCUCAACACUCGUGGCCACUUCGAUAGCCAAACCUCAGGGCUACAGUCUGGGUACGCCCUCAGGACCAAGUUUUGGAAUUGGAGGUCCGGGUCCAGGAUUUGGCUCAGGAGGAUGCGGCCCCGGACAGGUGCUGCAUGUCGACGGCAGGUGUGUCACUCCACGCGUCAACCGUAAAGUUUACUUAUAUGACGCGCCACCAGCACCAAUUUCCCACGGUCCUCCUCCUUACAUCCCUGAGCCAACCAUAGAAACAAAUAUUGUGUUCAUCCGAACUCCUGAAGGAGGACAAGGACCAGACCCCAUCAUCGUACCUCCACCACAACAGAAACACGUCCUGUAUGUCCUCAACAAACAGACACAACAAGGACAGGAAGUGAUUGAAGUGCCAGCACCACCAGCAACUAGUCCUGAAGUUUACUUCGUGAACUAUGCUGAUGGCGAGAACCCAGUUCUUCCCAGCGGUGUUGAUCUCCAGACUGCUUUGAACGCAGCUUCCCAAGGAGGUGGUCAAGUGAUUGGUGGCGGCGGAGGUGUCGGCGGUGGUUUCGGAGGCAGCGGUGUUGGCGGAGGCUUUGGAGACGGAAUUAGCGGUGGAUUCGGAGGUGGUGUUAUUAGCGGUGGUUUCGUAAGCGGUGGCGAUAGUGGAGAAUUCAUCUCAGGUGGAAGUGGAGGUGGAUUCAUCACGGGAGGUGGUUUCGGUGGAGGCUCCAGUGUUAUUUCCACCCCAUCAAAUCUUUACACUACACCAUAAUGUUUACCAUUGCCAUCAUAACUUCUAAAGAUUUUAUAUAAGGAGCUUUAUAAAAACAAUAAUCAUGAAUGUUUUUUUGUUGUUGUCUAUAUUCAUUUAAUAAAUAUAAAAGAUAAAAAAACAAAACAAUACUUAACCUGUAAUCUGAUGUAUGCGACAGCUACACACACACGCACAUACAAACAUUCGUAAUCCUACAUGUUUGUAUAUGUAUUCUUUAGUACUCGUUAUAGUAAUCUUUUCGUUUUCUUCAUAAACCACGUAAAAGUACAAAUCAACGAGGAAGGAAAUCGAGAUUGUCACCGCCAUAAUUUAGUCACUUAAACAACAACAACAACUUUACUAUUUAGAACGGAGGCAAGUAUUUUGCUGACAAAUAUAGAAAAAGAGGAUCGAAUACAUGUUC